AUGGGAGUUUUAUCGUUGAUAUCAGGAUGGCCAGGGCGGAGUGGAUUCGGAUCUGCCUCCACCGCUGAACAAGUUUCUGCUUCCAUUGAUGCCUCCGAUCUCACUGUUGUCAUUACAGGAGGGGCAAGUGGGAUUGGGUUAGAGACGACAAGAGUAUUAGCAAUGAGGGGAGCUCAUGUGAUUAUAGCUGCAAGGAACAUGAAAGCUGCAAAUGAAGCUAAACAACUUCUUGUUAAACACAAUGAGAAAGCUAAGAUUGAUGUUCUUGAGCUUGAUCUUUCAUCUCUCAAGUCAAUUAAGACCUUUUCUCAUAGCUUCAAAGCUCUUAAUCUCCCUCUCAACAUCUUAAUAAACAAUGCUGGUAUCAUGUUUUGCCCGUAUCAACUCUCGCAAGAUGGGAUAGAGAUGCAAUUUGCGACUAAUCAUCUAGGUCACUUUUACUUGACAAACCUACUACUAGACAAGAUGAAGGAAACUGCUGCAGCUACCGGAAUCGAGGGUAGAAUUGUAAACUUGUCAUCGGUAGCUCAUGUCUAUACUUACGAAAAAGGGAUCAGAUUUGAUAAAAUCAAUGAUAAAGAUAGCUAUUCAGACAAAAGGGCAUACGGCCAGUCCAAGUUAGCUAACAUAUUGCACGCGAAUGAUCUCUCUCGACGCUUGAAGGAAGAGGGGGCAAAUAUUACAGUAAACUCGGUACACCCAGGGAUAAUAAUGACAGACCUCAUGAGGCAUUCCUUUUGGCAAAUGAGAAUCUUGAAGCUGUUCACUUAUCUCUUUUGGAAAAAUGUCCCACAGGGUGCAGCAACAAGUUGCUAUGUAGCAGUCCACCCAGGGUUAAAAGGGGUGAGCGGAAAGUACUUUCUGGACUGCAAUGAAUGGCCAGCAAGCAAAUUUGCAACUGAUCCUGAGUUGGCAAAGAACCUCUGGGACUACAGCAACAAUCUGGUCAACUCUCUUCAGCGUUGACUUCUUCACCAUCCUUUUUCUUCUAAUGCAACUUUAAUCUUAUACGUUUUAUACUUAGCUUAAUCUUAUCACAUUUAAUAUUCUAGUGGUUGGAGAAAUUCAUGCGGGUUUGUAUUAAAAGAAGUAAACAAAUUAUGAAAAAG
Molecule: messenger RNA, 1109 nt
Organism: Lactuca virosa
Lineage: Eukaryota; Viridiplantae; Streptophyta; Magnoliopsida; Asterales; Asteraceae
Source: the annotation of a GenBank genome assembly